Molecule: messenger RNA, 1063 nt
Organism: Panicum hallii
Lineage: Eukaryota; Viridiplantae; Streptophyta; Magnoliopsida; Poales; Poaceae
Product: F-box/LRR-repeat protein At1g48400-like
Exons: 5
Coding region: 166-921 (251 amino acids)
Molecular function (GO): protein binding
Source: RefSeq, a predicted model, not a curated record
UCCACCACGAGAGCCGCGGCCUGCAGUCGCAGCCACCGCCAGCCCAGCGAUGACAGGAAGCGGCGGAGCACCGGCGUCAAGCUGAGGAGAUAGGUGGAGCACCGCGGCGGCGUCAGCGACGCACGUGCGCCACCGCCGCGGCUGUCGCCGUCCUUCUCCUUCCGCAUGGAGGACCUCCCCGAGGAAAUUCAACUUCUUGUAUUGUCGCUUCUGCCACUCAAAGAGGCUGCCAGGACAAGCAUUCUGUCUAGAAGCUGGAGAAAGCUCUGGACACGUUAUCCUAAUCUUUGCUUUGAUGACACCAAAGACUGGUCCACUGAUGAUGAUAGUAUCAAAAUAGAAAGCGCAAUGUUCAUUGAGACAGUAAAUUCUAUUAUUCAGCAGCACAGUGGAAUAGGGCUCAAUAAAUUCAGCAUCAAAGGCAGCCUUUGGAAGGAUCACUCAGUGGGCCAUGUAUUCAGUGGAAUUCCCAGUAUUUCGGCAGUGAAGGUGCUCAAUGUGCAUGCUAAUAUGCACAUCAAUAAACCGGUGUGGUCCUCACAGGUGCAUAUAUUGACAACAAGGGCAACAUGUAUGUUUAUGAAUUUGAGGCACCUGGCUUAUGAAAUAACUAUUUUCACUAAGGAUCCAAAUAGCUACAGCGGAAUUCUUCAGCUGGCCUGGUAUUUGGCUUUGGCACGCCAUCUGGAGACACUGGAAUUACAUAUGUAUAAUGUGAUUGAUGGCAGCUGUUGGCGUGGUGAGGCAGUUUCCUACCCUGUGUGCCACCUCGAUCACCUCAAGACGGUCUACAUGAGUGGGUUCCGUUGCUACCGGGCUCAGGUCGAGCUGCUGUGUGGCAUUUUGGAAAUGGGUGCUGCGCUCGAGCAUGUGACCAUUGAACCGAUAGUUAAAGAGUACCAUUUUGCCGUGCCUUUGUGAAUUUAGACAUACCUGAGGACAAGAUUUGUGAAUGGGCACACCAUACCUCAGAACGGUUCGGUAAAACGAUCACUGUUGUAAAACGCCCUCGGCAGCGGUGCUGGUAGUUGUAAAACUGAUUUCAGAUUGAGUAUAAGCAAAG